Messenger RNA from Silurus meridionalis, 2425 nucleotides. RefSeq names its product MAM domain containing 2b (gene mamdc2b). The record is from RefSeq and is a predicted model, not a curated record. The transcript has 15 exons. The coding region runs from base 144 to 2153 and encodes 669 amino acids. Lineage: Eukaryota; Metazoa; Chordata; Actinopteri; Siluriformes; Siluridae. Gene Ontology annotation, cellular component: membrane.
CUCUGAAGCUGAAGCACACACACACACACACACACACACACACACACACACACACACACACACACACACACAGACACACACACACACACACACACACACACUGUGUUCAGGCAGAGGAGACAGAGCUCUUCACUCAGGAGAAGAUGUUUCUCUUUGUGUUCCUCAGCGUACUUGCGAUCACCAGAGGAACGAGGUUACCAGGCUCAUGCAGCUUUCAGAAGACCAUGUGUGACUACACGCCAGAUUCUGCGUUUCUCACUUGGAACCUCAAUCCUAAUGAUCAUUUCAUUACAGUGGAUGUGACCUCGCAGGGAGAAGGAGAUAAGGCGUUUCUGUUAGGUCCUUAUGUGGAGUUGCAGGAUUGGAGCUGUUUCAGACUUGUCUAUCAGAUCACCGUCUCUGGCUCUCUUCGGGUUCUCUCUCGUUCAGAUGGAGAGAGUUUUGACCGCACACUUUGGUCAGCCAGCAGUCCCUCUGAGAGCUGGAUCGUCACCACCAUAGACCUGCAGAACUCCACCGAACCGUACAAGAUUGUGAUAGAAGGUGGGCGUGGCUCGGCUGAAGGCAGCAGUGUGUCCAUCUUUGAGAUCGACAUUUCAGAUAAAUACUGCAUCGAGUGUGAUUUUGAAGAGUCUCACCUGUGUGGGUACGUGAAUCAGUGGAGUGGAAAUGUGAACUGGUAUGUGGGGAGAGGAGCUCCAAGUAAACCUACACUCGGUGAUGGACCAGGUCAUUACAUGUACGUGGAUUCGAUUCACUCGAGGACUUUGAAGGAAGUGGCCACGCUGGUGUCUCCCAUCACGUCUGCGCCCAUGUGGGGAUGUCUGAGUUUUCAGUAUCAGCAGGACCAUGCCGAGGGUCACAUGUUCUCUGUGUACAGCAGGGACCGAGCAGGGCAGUACAGUGAGCUGUGGAGAGCAGACCAACCAGAGAGCAACCAGCUGGAGCAGGAAACCCAAACUCAUGUGUGGAUACCUGUACAGGUCCCACUGAGUGCCCCCUACCCCCUACAGGUGGUAUUUGAGGUUUCAUUUAACAGUCCUAAAGGAGGUCGUGUGCUGCUGGAUGAUGUUGCGUUUUCUACAGAGUCAUGUUCUGCAGAAACAGAGCCUGUGUUUGACCCCUCAGUUGCAGAUUGUGACUUUGAGCUGGGAUUUUGUGGAUACACACAGAAACUGAUGGACAAUGACAUGUGGAAACGAGUCUCAGUGCGGCCCAAUAUGUACCGUGAGGGAGACCACACAACUGGGAGAGGUUCCUUUCUGAUGGCAAGUUCACGCUUCAUCAUGCAGUCUGGUUCAAUCAGCAGGCUGUUCGGACCGGCUCUUCCCGGGAAGCAGAAGUUCUGCCUCAGGUUCUUCUACUCUCUCAGAGGAUUCAUUAAAUCUGAGAACACUUUAGUAGUGUAUCUGCACAACAGCAGCACUAUGAGACAAUCCACAAAAAGAGUGUGGAGCUCAAGUGAAACGACCAGAGACGUGUGGAUUCAGGUGGAGCUCAAUAUCCAGACCCAGAACAUCACUCAGGUGAUGUUCGCGAGUUUGUGUAAAAGUUUUUGGAACUGUGGUACUGCUGCUCUCGAUGACAUCAGCCUUCGCCUCGGGGACUGUGAGCUUCCACAAGGUUCUCCUUUGUUGGUUCCUUCACACUGUGACUUUGAGAAAGGACUUUGUGGAUUCAGUCAGGAGAAGGAGCGUGACACCUCAAACUGGGUUCUGAUCAGAGGACCAACACCAACCUCCUACACUGGACCUAAAAGAGAUCACACCACAGGAGUGGGUCAUUAUUUGUACAUUGAGGCGUCCCUGAUGCUGCCAGGUCAUAAUGCCCUCCUCGUGUCCCACCCCCUCCGUGGUUCCAGGGCAGCUCAGUGCUUGCUCUUCUUCUACCACAUGUAUGGUUCUGGAACAGGCUCUCUCAGGGUUCUGCUGCGUUCCGACCUGGAGGAAGGAGACACAGUGCUGUGGGAAAGGAGAGGAGAACAGGGCAUCUCCUGGAUGAAAGCAUCAGUCACCUAUCAGUACCACCAUCAGCACCAGAUUGUAUUUGAAGCCACCAAAGGGACAUCGAUACUGAGUGAUACUGCCAUUGAUGAUAUUACAUUUCAAAAGGGACCCUGCAAAGACAUGAAGUUCUUUGGAAAACAUCUAUAAUCUUUGAAACGUCCAGUCUUCAUGCUCUAUAUGGUGCUCAGUGAAUAGACCUUUCAUCUUUCAGUUAAUCAGAUCUGAUUAUGAUCAAACUCAACAUUUCAUUAAUAUCUGAUCAACUUUAAUCUCUGAAAACAGCUUUAUAAAGUUACUUUUACAGAUCAUAAUCUCUCAUUCUGUGUUUAUUAUACAGCCUUUUCACUGUGUUCAGAUGUGUGUUUAAGAUCAUUCCAUACACUAAUGAGAUCCUGUACAAUAAAGUGUGUUAUAAAGUA